UGGAUUUCCAGCUUUCUGUCCCUUCUCUCAAGUGACUUCCCUCCUUUCAAAGUUCUCGCAUAAACAUGCUUCAAUCCGAUCUUUGCGUAGAGCAACUAAGACUAUUUUGAGCGUUUCAUCGAAGGGGACACGACGGUCUCAGAACUAGAUGUUCCGUUUAGCGUGAGCCCUACGAUAGAUGGUCAGGCGAUUCGAGCACAUUCCGCUAGACGCUACCUGCUCUCUAAGAAACGACAGAAACGACAAAAACGACUCGGGCUGUAGCCACAGCCGAAUUGCCUAACGGGCACUUCUACUACGACGAUAUCAGACGUCAAACCACCGACGCUCACAAACAUGGGUACUACGAUGGAUCCAAGCACGCUACCAUAUAAGGUCUACGAUAUUGAUCCAGAUGGAGAUCUGCUGCUUGGUACGAAACCGGACCAUGAAGCGCGUUGGAGAUUCCGCGUGUGCUCAGCUACGCUCCGUCGCCACUCGCCAGUGUGGAAGACGAUGUUGUUUGGUCCUUGGAAGGAAGCAAAGCCAACAGACGAUAGCGAAUGGGUAGUCGAGCUUCCCGAGGAUCCAGCCUUCGAAAUGCAGACUACGUUUCACAUCAUACACGGAUUAUUCGACAAAGUUCCAGAAACUAUGUCUAUCAACAAUCUCUUCAACCUUCUCAUUGUCCUUAAUAAAUACGACAUGACCCGCAUCGUGAAGCCUUGGUGUACACAAUGGGUGCUGCCGGCCGAACAGCCCCUUGCAGCGGUUCACGCACUUCGAUCCAUGUAUAUCGCGUGGGAGCUAGGGCACGAAAGUCUGUUUACAUCCAGACUCGCAGAGAUCGCCAUGAAAACUGAGAUUGAAGGAGGUGCUUUGGUUUUCAACGAUUUUCAAGAUGUCAACCUCGAAGCUCAGGAUUAUCUUGGUCCAUCGGAUAUCUUAGAUAUCAUACGCGAGAUACGGAAAGCGGUUAUUGAGAAAAUGAUCGCACCCCUCACUGCAGAUCUAGAAGCCCGAGUAAAAACUACUCCUUGUUGCACUUUUGGCAACAGUUGGGAAAAACCCGAACGGGAUCGAAGCUUGUGUGAUGCUGCGGUUCUAGGCAGCAUUUAUCGCGGUAUGAUAAAGCAAAAAGGUAGCAUACUUCCGAGAGAGAGCUCCUGUAUUACCGAAAGCGUUGUGCAGAUGGCGUCUUGGCUGUUCCCUAUGAUGGAGGACAUCCAGACCCCUCAGUAUCAUAGACAGUGCUCCUUGAAAGACAAGUACCAGAAGCACAGCACGACGCUGCAUGGCAGCAUCCCCGAGAUUGUCCAGAAAUUUUUGAAGCCUAGCCAUAAGGAAUACAUGGCUUCGCAGAGAUCAAAGACUGGGGUGGCAAGUCAGCCAGGAACACAAAUCACGCAACGCUACUGGAAGUUGACUUGAAAUCACGAUAGGAGGCGGAGGGAUGACAUGUUCGGGUUUCUUCCAGGUGAAAGAGCAAGCAAUAAGAAGCAGUGGAGCCUGAAACCACAGUUGCAGUUGCUUGAAAGAUACAUAGAAUACCAACAAGCUUUUACUACAGAUCACGCAUCGCGAACAGGUUCCCAGAGGUCCCAUGGCUCAUUUGGCGAGCUUCCGAGUUUGGAAGUGAGGUUAUUUUCCUCCACAACCUUGCUUUGUUUUCUCCAUAAUUAAGAUCUCUGUCAAACGCAUCUCAUUCUGAAAUCAGCAAUUCACGGAAGAACGACGCUUCAUGGGAGUCAAGUCAGAGUGGCAGCGAAAACAAAAGAAGUCACGAUCAUCAUCAUCAUACCGGAAGAUCAGGUGUUUUUUUGGAGUCAAUACACAUGCUUUCUGGGUAAUCGUUACACUGCCGCCGUCAGAUUUCG
Neurospora tetraspora is the source of this 1856-nucleotide messenger RNA. RefSeq lists its product as uncharacterized. The record is from RefSeq and is a predicted model, not a curated record. NCBI's taxonomy places the organism in Eukaryota, Fungi, Ascomycota, Sordariomycetes, Sordariales, Sordariaceae. The transcript has 2 exons. The coding region runs from base 337 to 1410 and encodes 357 amino acids.